Molecule: messenger RNA, 579 nt
Organism: Fonsecaea nubica
Lineage: Eukaryota; Fungi; Ascomycota; Eurotiomycetes; Chaetothyriales; Herpotrichiellaceae
Exons: 1
Coding region: 1-579 (192 amino acids)
Source: RefSeq, a predicted model, not a curated record
AUGGAUGAUCACGCUUCACCCGCAAUGCAACCAAGUCCAGAAGAAACAGUCGAGAUUUCACUCCAUCUCCUCCGCUGGCUUCUCCAUGAACUCGAUGAAUGUGCAACAUCCUUGUAUGCCGAGAUGGUCCGACCGAGCACGAGCACGAGCACGACUACAAGCGAUAGCCCAGGCCCAAGCGCAGCGCAUCUCCAUGGACACGAUACCACCCGUCUGCCCUCGACGGAUUUCCAACCCUACUCGAAGAUGCCGUCGCCGGGGUUAGCUGUCCCCGACGACUUUCGCGUCUCACUCGACGGCGCCGAAGUUGAGAGACUGGCCACAUGUGCGCUCACCGCCACCCGGGCUCUCUUGGUGAGAUAUCACCAACUCCAAGAUCGGUGGAGGGCGGUCAAUCUGCAGAGCCGACAGGCACAGGAAGCAGGGAUGGACCUGGUUACGGGACUGUGGAACGAGCUACACCGGGUUCAGAACGGGUCGUGGGAUGACGCCGGAGCCCUCAAGCGGAGUAUUCAGGGAGCGAUCGAUCGGCUUGUGGACAGAUAUCUCAAAGCUGUGAAAGCUGCCGAGGGAGGGUGA